Molecule: messenger RNA, 2490 nt
Organism: Adineta steineri
Lineage: Eukaryota; Metazoa; Rotifera; Eurotatoria; Adinetida; Adinetidae
Source: the annotation of a GenBank genome assembly
AUGAAUGAACGUCACACUUUUGAAAGCACACAUCCCCAAUCAUCAUCACAUAUUCUUAUCAAACGCAACACCCCAGUUGUACCAGUUCUAUUGGGCCCUCAAAUACCACGUCGGGAGCGAGAAGACACUCAUGAACGCUACUGUCGUGCUUUACUGACACUCUUUGUACCGUGGCGAUCAAUAAAUGAUCUUUGUAAACUCACUGAGACGUGGUCUGAAGCGUUUGAAGCUCGUAAACAUCUGAUAUCCGAUGACGCACUCAGAAUUAUUGAAAAUAUACAGCUACUGCAUGAGUGCAAAAACGAUCGGGAUCAACAUCUUCUACAGCUUAUUGCAGCAGCAGACAAUGAUAACAACAUUGAUCCUCUUCUUAUCCCUGAUUGUUUUGAAAAAGCCGACGAUAAUGAAGACGACGAACCUGAAGAACUUUUGCAAAUGCUCUCACUUAUUGAUGAAACCAACAGCACAGCACUUUUCAAACCUUCCAGCUACCAAGAGCAGCGUUAUUUGCACGAUGCACUAGAAUCAAUUGAUAGCACAAAUAGAUUUGCCUCAUUAAAUGACUGUGUAAAUACAUUGAAUAGAAAUGAUUAUCGUUUUGUGAACGAUUCAAAUACAUUUGUCAUAGCUGAUUUACAUCAUGCGAAAAUGAUCAAAGGAUGGAAACGUGACAUGGAAACCAGAAGAGACCAAGCGAGAAAUUAUUUAAUUUCUGGUGAUGAUACUCUAGAGACACCAGAUAACGAAAUACAGAUUGAAUCAGUAACUGCUCAAAUUCCUACGAGUCCUUUGAAGGCUCAGAUGUCAACUGUUUUACCAGUAAGUACAAUUGAAGCUGCGUCGUUGCCAAACAAAUCAGAUAUUAUCACAAAGUUUACAUUAAAUAAGCAGCAAACAUUUGCUUUUAUGAUUAUUUCUAAUCAUCUGGAUGGCGAUCAUCUAUCUCAAAAUGGUACUCUUAAUAGUCAACUUUUGAUGUGUGUACCUGGUCCUGGUGGUACUGGAAAGUCUCAAUUAAUUCGAGCAAUUACUUACUAUUUUCAAUCAACAAACAGAUGUAAAAUGUUACGUAAAUUAGCACCAACGUCUAUAGCAGCAGGAGAGAUUGAUGGAUUGACGAUCCAUUCAUUUUUGGGUGAAAGCCGUAAGAGUUCUAAAAGACAAAAACGUAUAUUUAGACCAGGAGACACGAAAUUAGAAAACGAAUGGCGCCAUGUAAAAUAUUUGAUAAUCGACGAAAUGAGUAUGGUAGGACUGAGUCUAUUAGCUCGACUAAAUCGAGUAGUGAAAACAGCAAAACAUGUAAACUCAGAAGAACCUUUUGGUGGUAUUAAUGUAAUCUUUUUUGGAGACUAUUUGCAAUAUUCCCCAGUGUUGGACAAACCUCUUUACCAAAGUUAUUUGCCUGUAAAUCAAUACACUGAACGUCAAAUAGAUAUACAAUGUGCACAAAAAGUGAUGUCUCAAAUAAAUUGUGUUGUGAAAUUAGAGAAGCAAAUGCGAACAGAGGAUACAAGGUAUUUAGAAUUAUUGAACAGACUUCGAAAUGGAUGCUUUAAAAUGGAAGAUUAUCAACUUCUUUGUUCACGUGUUAUUGGAAGCCCGAAUUUGAAAAUAUCUUUACAACAAAGUCCAUGGAACGAAGCUCCUAUACUGGUUUUUCGAAAUGCUGUUCGAACCCAAAUCAAUAAUCGAGCUGUUUUGAAUAAAGCCAUUGAGCUGGGAGUGAAACCAAUUGUAUGUGUUGCACAAGAUUAUGUAAGAGGAGCCGCAAUUGACGAUUCACGAUUGCGUAAAGCAAUACUUGAGCUUCCAGACAAUAAAACAGAACAUCUUCCAGGAUAUUUACCACUUGUACCGGGUAUGCCCGUCUUACUAACCGAAAAUAUUGCGACUGAAUUGGGACUUUCUAAUGGAACACGUGGCAUAUUCCAUCAGCUCGUAUACGAUGAAUGCCUUGACGAUACUCAGAUAUAUCAAAGAAAUUUUCCAGAUCAUACUAAAUUUGUUUUACAACCAAAGUUCGCUUUAGUAGAAUUUCCGAAUUGCAAGCUUGACUCGGCGCUGUCUGAACUUGAUCCAAAGAUAAUUCCUAUUGGUCUUAGUGAACAAACUUUUCAAUUUGAUAUGAAGGACCUUCUAGUUGGAAAUAUAUCAAAAAUUAAAAAACUUACGAAUCGAACAACGAAAAUAUCCAUCAAACGUAAAGCACUUCCGCUAGUACCAGCAUAUAGCAUAACAACACACAAAAGUCAAGGUCAAACGCUUGGAAAAGUUAUCAUUGAUCUCGUCGUACCACCUGGUCCAGUUGAAAUUGCAUCAACAUAUGUCCCAUUGUCACGUGUUAAACGACUCGAAGAUUUAUUAAUUCUUCGUCCUUUUAAAAUCGAAACUCUACAAGUGCAACCCACUGCAGCACAACUCGAAGAAUUAAACAGAUUGGACAUCAUUGCUAAAAAGACUUCUAAAAAUUACAAUAUUAUUCAAUAA